Oryctolagus cuniculus (rabbit) is the source of this 1054-nucleotide messenger RNA. RefSeq names its product S100 calcium binding protein A16 (gene S100A16). Gene Ontology annotation, molecular function: calcium ion binding; calcium-dependent protein binding. Lineage: Eukaryota; Metazoa; Chordata; Mammalia; Lagomorpha; Leporidae. Gene Ontology annotation, cellular component: perinuclear region of cytoplasm. The record is from RefSeq and is a predicted model, not a curated record.
CUAUCUCCCCACCGAGCCAGCUCAGCCAGGCAGGGCUGGGGAGGGAGUGGGACAGAUUCUGGGAGUGCAGUGGGGAGGAGUCCUGGCUGGGCUGAGCUCGGGGAGCUGCUUGGCAGUGUCAGAGCCCAGGCCCCAGAGCCCUGCUGGAGAGGAGGUGGACAGAGGAGGCAGGCCCUGCGGGAGGUGAGCCAGCGCCAUGGCUGAAGACGGCUACACAGAGCUGGAGAAGGCUGUAGUGGUCCUGGUGGAAAACUUUUACAAAUACGUGUCCAAGAACAGCCUGGUCAAGAACAAGAUCAGCAAGAGCAGCUUCCGCAAGAUGCUGCAGAAGGAGCUGAACCACAUGCUGACGGACACAGGGAACCGGAAGGCCGCCGACAAGCUCAUCCAGAACCUGGACGCCAACCACGACGGGCGCAUCAGCUUCGAUGAGUACUGGACCUUAAUAGGCGGCAUCACGUGCCCCAUCGCCAACCUCAUCCGCCAGCAGGAGCAGCAGUGCAGCCCCUAGGGGAGCCCCGCCAGCCCCGCGAGGCACCGCCCCAAGCCCCGCCCCGUGCCCCUCCCAGGGCCCUCAGCCCCCUACCCCUCACCCUUCUCCGCAUCCUUGCUGAACGCGGUGGAGCGGGGAUGUCAGGACCCCCCUGUGAGUGUCUCAGCCUGGGGAUGCCUCCCCAGGGGGUCUCCGGUCUUCGUCCCUGGAGCCAGCAGGCCCCAGGUGCCUCUCAGUGAGCUCUCAAUGCUGUCUGGGGACCCCAAGGGUUUCCUGACCUCCUAAGCCCACCCGUCCUCCGGCGUCUGACUCCUGGUCUGGCGUGACCGCCAGAGGUCAGCUGGCUGGCCGACGUGUCCCUUCCGCUGGUGGCAGCGGCGGCAGUCGGAGCCACCUCUCCCCGUCCCGUGAGCCCUCCUGGGUAGAGAAGCACUUCCGGGGCUCCCCUCCAGCGGCCUCGGCAUCUGAGAAAGAGCCAAGCAGUGCAAGCCUCCGCCUCUGCGCAGCCACCAGAUGAUGGAAAUAAAGGCUAGGUUUGGAGUUUGUAUCUCCCGCACCUGG